Malassezia restricta is the source of this 240-nucleotide messenger RNA. RefSeq names its product N-alpha-acetyltransferase 38, NatC auxiliary subunit. Lineage: Eukaryota; Fungi; Basidiomycota; Malasseziomycetes; Malasseziales; Malasseziaceae. Bases 1 to 240 code for a protein of 79 amino acids. The transcript has a single exon. The record is from RefSeq and is a predicted model, not a curated record. Gene Ontology annotation, cellular component: NatC complex.
AUGGCGGCCUUUUUGCGGCGGGACGUGUACAUCGAGCUGGACGAUGGGCGUCGUGCGAUCCGUGGUGUGCUCGUGUGUGUGGACCGUGAGGGCAACGCGAUUCUGCAAGAGGCGACAGAGCACGUUGUGGGCGCGGCCCAGCCUGGGCCGCGCGCCGAGCGCAUCAUGCCGCUUGUCAUGAUACCCGGUCGGCACAUCGUGCGAGUAGCUACGAAAGAGGUGUCUUCUCUCUAUACGUAG